GUGCGCGUUCUGGGCCGCUGUGGUUGUGGUGGUGGUGUCUCUUACCUGCGUGAGAUGGCUAUUUGUCUUGCGCGAAGGGUGACAUUCAAAAACUUUGCCGUCGUAAAGCCCGCUGCCGCUUGGUUCAGGGACUUGCGAGCUGGCAACUUUGAAUACAGUACAAAAAAUGAUACUGUAGAUGACAAAGCACACCCUGCCAUCAGUGAACCGAUUUCUGGGCCAACUGGUGAUAUCAAAAGUGCGAUUCUUAAGUCCGCACUUGACUUUAUUCCUCAGCAUGGUUGGACAUGGAAGUCUAUAGCAGCUGGUGCCAGCUCCUUGGGAUACUCCAGCGUUGCACAUGGCCUUUUUCCGGGUGGGAGUGUUGAUCUCAUAACAUAUUUCUACUUGUCAUCAAAUGAUGAACUGGAGCACCAGCUUGAAAGCAGCCUACAUAAAACUGAGCGGAGAGCUGUCGCCAAGGGAAAGUCAGCCUUCAUCCAAGAUGCUGUAUGGAGGAGAAUUUUGCUCAUUGAGCCAUACAAAACCAAAUGGGUCCAGGCCCUUGGCAUCAUGGCUUUGCCUCAAAAUGUCCCAGUUGCACUGUCCAACUUGGGAGACCUGCUGAAUAUCAUUUGGCACUAUGCGGGUGACAUGUCAACUGAUAUGAGCUGGUACUCGAAAAGAGCUGCUUUAGCUGCACUCUAUCAGAGCUCCGAACUUGUGUUUCUGCAAGAUAAGUCUACGGAUUAUACUCAGACACAAGAAUUUCUCGACAGGCGCAUCAAGGAGUUUGCCGCUGUUAGCAACUGUCUGGAGCAGGUGAAUCAAGUCAGUGGCACUGCAAAGGAUGUAGUUGAAUUGGGAUUUGCUACGCUAAAGAACGUGCUGGGAAUGAACACUCGUUAACAAAUACUAUUGGAUUAUGUGUAUUUUGGUGAGCAACUGCUGCAAAUAAAGAUGAUCAGACCUU
Molecule: messenger RNA, 952 nt
Organism: Rhipicephalus sanguineus (brown dog tick)
Lineage: Eukaryota; Metazoa; Arthropoda; Arachnida; Ixodida; Ixodidae
Gene: Coq9
Product: ubiquinone biosynthesis protein COQ9, mitochondrial
Exons: 8
Coding region: 55-888 (277 amino acids)
Biological process (GO): ubiquinone biosynthetic process
Cellular component (GO): mitochondrial inner membrane
Molecular function (GO): lipid binding
Source: RefSeq, a predicted model, not a curated record